Metarhizium acridum CQMa 102 is the source of this 864-nucleotide messenger RNA. NCBI's taxonomy places the organism in Eukaryota, Fungi, Ascomycota, Sordariomycetes, Hypocreales, Clavicipitaceae. The record is from RefSeq and is a predicted model, not a curated record.
AUGCUGGUGGCUGCUGCCCUAGUGUUUCUCAUGAGCAGCAUCCGCAAGUUUGAGAAGAUUGCGUGGCUUACCUGGCUUAGCUUCCUCUCGGUGUACAUUGCCGUCUUUAUCGUCGUUGUUGGUGUCACACCUCAAGGCUGUCCAGCGGCUGCUCCCCAAACCGGCGACUUCGAUCUCGGUUGCCACGUCAUUGGUAAUCCGACAUGCAUUACUGGCAUUACUUCAGUUGCCACCGUUUUCUGCUUCGGAGCUGGAACAUCAGCUUUCCUUCCCUUCAUCUCGGAAAUGAGAAAGCCGAGAGACUACAACGAGGCCGUAUACUUGUGCAUGGGUGUAGUGACCGCCUCUUAUCUGACUUUCUCCCUGGUCUUUUAUAGAUGUUGCGGCCUGUGGGUUGCUUCACCGUCUCUCGGCAGCGCUGGAUACACCAUAAAAAUUGUGUCGUACGGCAUCGGAAUCGCCGGUUUGGCUAUCAGCCGCAUGCUGUCUAUACCGUGGCCAAGUAUCUCUUUGUCCGCAUUCUGCGCAAUUCAGAUCAUCUGCAGAAGAACUCCCGUCAUUUCGUUUCUGGUGGCAUCCGGCAUUCCCAUCUACAAUUAUCUACUCGCUCUUGCAGGCAGCUUGACCUUUGCUCCGCUUGCACUCGGCUUGCCUAGUUCCCUUUGGAUCUACGACCAUGGACACUACCGCAAAGGAAACUGGUGGCAGAUUACUGUGUACUUGCUGAACUGGCUUCUGAUUUUGCUAGCCGUGUUCAUGACCAUUGCUGGGACGUAUGGCGUUGUGCACAACAUCACUGACGCAUACGCUGACAGCACUAUUGGCCAAGCCUUUUCGUGCGCAGACAACGGCAACUCUUCGUGA